GGAAUUUUGGAUUACUGAUUACAAAACCAGAAACCAGUCUGGGUAAUACCGUUAACUCGCUUACAAGUUUGAUUCAAUCUGUGGUUCUCUUGAUUGUUUCUUAUUAUAUUUUAAUUUUAUGAUACUUUUGGAUCUGUUAUCCAGGAAAACACGUACACGAUCUUCAAAACACACGCUGGCUCGAUAUCUGGGAAACGGAUCCUUGGAUUAGCAGCUUGAACUUGGCGAGUUUCGUGCACACCAGAAAAUUUGUGAAACUGCAAAUCCAAUCUGGUUUGGGCUGUCCAGCAUCAUCCUUAUUGACGAGGGCCUAAGUGACCAUAACCGUAGUCAUCUGGGUUAUGGCAACAGAAAUGAACAGAGACGAGAGUGAUCGCUGCAUCCAAAUUGCCCAGCGAAGUAUCGAAGCAGGUGAUCUCGAGAAGGCUGUUCGCUUCCUGGAAAAAUCGAUAAAACUGUUCCCCACUUCACGUGCCCAAGAUCUCUUGGACGAGGUGGCCCAGCUUCGUCAGGAGCGACAGGACCGUCCGGAUGACAACCAGGAGAACAAUCCGGACGAACCGUCCCCUGAGCAGCCAUCACGAUCUCGUUCCUCCUCCCACCCUCGUCAGCGUCGUAAACCUCCGGCCUCUCCGGAAUUUGCUGAAUCUCGUCCCGGAUCGGAUACUCACAAAGAGUACACCGACGAACAGAAUCAGGCUGUGAUCCGCGUGAAAAAGUGUACGACAUUCUAUGAAGUGCUCCAAGUGGAGAAGACCAACUUCUCCGAAGCGGUGCUGAAAAAGCAGUACAGAAAAUUGGCCUUAGUAUUACACCCGGAUAAAAAUAAAGCGCCACAUGCUGGUGAGGCGUUCAAGAUUGUCGGAAAAGCUUACGCUGUGUUGUCAAAUCCCCAGAAAAAGGUGGAUUAUGACACCCAUGGAGAAAAUUACGAGACAACGCGGUAUGAACAAUCAUCCGCGCGCCGUACGGGUCGACGACGGUAUUACCGUAGUGGGAAUUUCAUGUUCUACGAGGACGAUGUGUCGGCCGAUGACAUCUUCAAUAUGUUCUUCGGAACGGGGUUCCAGAGGUUCAAUCAGGAGGCGGACGAUGACCGGGCCGACUAUUCGCGUCAAGGCAAUGCUGGUGGAGGCCAACAGCGCCAAACCAGCAUCGUGACGUUGCUGUUGCAGUUGUCCCCGCUGCUCUUGUUCCUUGGGUUAAGCGCCCUGAGUUCCUGGACAUACACGGAGCCCAUGUUCAGUCUCCAUCAGUCGGUCAAAUAUCCCAAUCCGAAAAAUACUCGCGAUUUAGGAGUAAGAUUUUACUACAAGGACGACUUGGACAAGCUGACCAGUAAAGAUUGGUAUAAUAUCGAGAGAAAUGUGGAGGAAGUGUAUAUGAGCAAUUUGAAAGAGAACUGCAUGCGGGAACGGGCGUACAAGGAGAAUGUUAUCUGGCGAGGAAAGUUGUACGGCGAUGUGAAAUUAAUCAACAAAGGCAAAGACUUGACCACGCCAUCGUGUGACAAUUUAGCUUCUGCAUAUGAAAAAUUAGCGCAUGCAGCUUGAUACAGCGCUCUAAGGAAGGAAAUGUGGAUGUACAAUCAUUACAAAAGAUGGCAGUCAGAAAUUCCUUUGGUUCCCCCACUGAUUAGCGUCUGUGACAUUUCCCAUUUUGAUAAAUGACAGAUCAUAGUACCGUACUCUCGUGUGUCUCUGGAACUGAUUGUCAAAUGUUUUGUUUAUUGGUUUCGUGUUGUUUUUAUCAUUUUUCCCGGUGUGAGGCGUUGCUUUUGCCCAAAGUUAAGUUUCUGACGAUAUUACGUCAGGUGAUGCUUUUGCUCUGAUAACAUAAGCCCUCUUUUUGGUAAUAUUAUGGUCACAUUGGAAGUUAUUGUGAGCUACUGUGCUUUAUAUUAUUUUAAAAUGAACUCUGAAUAUCCAUGGA
Messenger RNA from Paramacrobiotus metropolitanus, 1932 nucleotides. RefSeq names its product dnaJ homolog subfamily B member 12-like. NCBI's taxonomy places the organism in Eukaryota, Metazoa, Tardigrada, Eutardigrada, Parachela, Macrobiotidae. The transcript is spliced from 3 exons. The coding region runs from base 342 to 1553 and encodes 403 amino acids. The record is from RefSeq and is a predicted model, not a curated record. Gene Ontology annotation, cellular component: endoplasmic reticulum membrane. Gene Ontology annotation, molecular function: Hsp70 protein binding. Gene Ontology annotation, biological process: cellular response to misfolded protein.